CUUGUAGAUAGAUUCUAAUAGUGAAAAAAAUACGCAUUAUGUUUGAAAAAGUUCGGUGCCACAGUUGUUGGCAUGCAACACAUCCACAAUGUAGUUUUAUGUGUUUUCCCCGCAUCAUCAGUGUAAGAGUCUUCUUUGGUUGUAUUUCCUAUGGGUCCCAUUUGUGUAAGUGUGUUUUGUGUAGCAACAUUAUCUUUGAUCUGCAGGCGGAAAUGAGCAUUUAGUAAAUAGAGAUCAUAGUUCUGGAUUGUGGUAGUUGUACUGUAACGCAUUGCUCCACUUCCAACCUCUUCUUCUGGAUAUCCCAAAACCUGCAUGAAUCCAGCAGUUCAGAUCUUCACUCCACAAAUAGUCUGAGAGAUAUAGAUUUUCACAGUUCAUAUCACUGACAUAUAUGGUGAGAGCAGUCAAUAUACUUUGCAUUGAGUUUAAACACAUAGCAGAGAAUGUCUAUGGUAGAAGCAGAAUAUGCAGAACUGGAAUAGAACCAAAAUGCAGUCUGUUUUCAUGGUAGGGAAAAAAUUAAAAUUCAUUUUUUAUAUAAUAGACAAUUUUUUUAAAUGUUGUUAUUGUCAUACUGAUUUUGUUUCGAUUAGUGGAAUUGGUGUGUUUCCCAUUUAAAUCACAAGUUUGUAUACUAGGUGAUUCUAGGCAAUACCAAGUAGUUGCCUGUUAAUAUGUAAGAAAUUGAUUCAAAUGGUGAUAUUAGCAAAAAAGUAAAGAAUCUAUGUUUGCUGGUACAUGUAUCUGGCAUCAUCUUUUGUUUUUGUCUUCUUUCUGUCCAGUAAAUCUGAGGUCUUCAUUAUUUAUAAACAACCAUAGGUACAGUCAUGAUUAAGCAGCAGCAGUGAUUAUGUAUUGAACUAGAUCAGAUAAAACUAAAUUAAUGCAUUCUCUUUUCCAGGUUGUUACUGUAUUAAAUCUCGAUGACAAAAUUUCAUGUUGUUUGGUACAAGUCUGACUGCAGCAAUUACUCAAGCUACUUUAUCAAUGUAAUGCUUCAUGUUUGCAAGCUAGAAAAAAAAUCUUGAAAUUGGCAUUUACAUUUAUCACGGUUGUUUUGUGUCUGUUAUACCAGAUUCUGGAGCAUUAAAUUAAAUUAUUCAUCUUUUUUUCCCCUUUCUAGGCCUAAUCACGGAACAGUAAUUGAGUAUUGAUAUUUUAACGUGCACUUUGGAUAAGAUUAAUCAAUUACAUACAAACCAUAAUUGAAAGCUGCUCUGCAAAUUUUUUGCCCUGGCUAAUGUCAAGUUAUAUUACAUUACACUCUUGCCAGUUCUUCCACAAGGGCCAGCAGCAGCAGAGCUCGUAUGGGGAAACAGCCAAGAAGCUGAAGUCUCAGAUAUGGAACAGUGUGGUCACCAUUGUGCUAAUAGAGGGGAAACAGUUGCUCCCUAUGGAUGACAAUGGCCUCAGUGACCCCUAUGUCAAGUUCAGACUGGGCAAUGAAAAGUGUAGAAGCAAGGUAAAGUCAAAGACACUGGAACCAAGGUGGUUGGAAGAAUUCCAACUGCAUAUGUUUGAUGACUACAGCAAACAACUGGAAAUAACAGUGUGGGACAAAGAUGUCACUGGAGAUGACUUUAUGGGCAGAGCUGUGAUUGAUUUGAAUACCUUGGAAAGCGAGAGAACCCACAAAGUGGUACAACCUCUGGAGGAUGGUGCGGGCGUGAUCACUCUCCUGAUCACUGUGACUGGCAGUGCAGGCAGGGAGACCAUCUCAGAUCUUAGCAACUACACACCCAUUCCAUACGAGAGAGAUGCAAUUGUACAGAAAUAUGGAUUGAUUAAGUCCUUCAGAAAUAUGCCAGAUAUAGGUUGGCUUCAAGUGAAAGUAAUCAAAGCAGAGGGUUUGGCAUCAGCUGACUUUGGUGGCAAGAGUGAUCCAUAUUGUGUCUUAGAGCUAGUCAAUGAUUACCUGCAGACACAGACAGAAUACAAAACUCUGAAUCCAGAAUGGAAUAAAGUAUUUACAUUCAAUGUGAAAGACAUUCACUCUGUGCUGGAAGUGACAGUGUAUGAUGAAGACAGGGACAUGAAGAAGGAAUUUCUUGGAAAAGUUGCCAUUCCUCUGUUGAAAAUAUGCAAAGGCGAAAGAAAAAUUUUUGCCUUAAAAGACAGAAAGUUACAAAAAAGAACCAAAGGGACCAUCCAUCUGGAGCUUGAUAUUGUUUACAAUCAUUUUAAGGCUGCAAUCCGUACUGUUAACCCAAGAGAAGAAAAAUAUAUGCAACCAGAACCAAAGAUGAAAAUUUCUCUGCUGAAGCGGAAUGUAGCUCGCAUGGCAUCAAUAGUAACAGCAGUGCGUGACACAGCCCAGUUUGUCCAGAGUUGCUUCACUUGGGAGUCCAAAAUGAGAAGUGCACUUGCUUUCCUGAGCUUCCUGGUGAUUGUGUGGAAUUUUGAGCUUUACAUGCUUCCACUAACUUUGCUACUGAUUCUGUUGUGGAACUACUUCAUGCAUCAGGUGGCAAUAAGCUUGAGUAAGGACACCGAGUACACACAGACUACUACUGCUGUUGUAGAAGAGGAGGAUGAAGAUGAAGAAAAAGAUAAA
Lingula anatina is the source of this 2557-nucleotide messenger RNA. Its product is annotated as multiple C2 and transmembrane domain-containing protein 1. Gene Ontology annotation, cellular component: synaptic vesicle membrane. The record is from RefSeq and is a predicted model, not a curated record. Gene Ontology annotation, biological process: regulation of neurotransmitter secretion. Gene Ontology annotation, molecular function: calcium ion binding. Lineage: Eukaryota; Metazoa; Brachiopoda; Lingulata; Lingulida; Lingulidae.